Messenger RNA from Rhagoletis zephyria (snowberry fruit fly), 1184 nucleotides. RefSeq names its product putative phosphatidate phosphatase. The record is from RefSeq and is a predicted model, not a curated record. Gene Ontology annotation, biological process: signal transduction; phospholipid dephosphorylation; phospholipid metabolic process. Gene Ontology annotation, molecular function: phosphatidate phosphatase activity. Lineage: Eukaryota; Metazoa; Arthropoda; Insecta; Diptera; Tephritidae. Gene Ontology annotation, cellular component: plasma membrane.
GGAACGAACUGUGAACACCCCAGUUGACUUUUUAUAGCGUUUUGGUCAAUAACUCAUACACAUAAUAGAGCCUUUUCUGCGGUUUUUAUAGAUAUUGAGCAUAACCCUCUAGUAAUUGAAAUCAGGUGAUCUUGGCUGUGAGUCAUUUCUGGAAAACAUCUGAUUCUACUUUCGGUUGAUAAAUAUAAAUUUCUUAUUAACCGCAUGAAUAGUGACAAAAUUGUUUCCCAUUAAUUGAAAGUUAUUAGGAUAAAAUGAAUAGUUUAAGACCAACGAGCAUAUCCGACGCCGCACUGCUGCAGCGACUGGAGAGUCUGAGUAGUAACAGUGAACCAUCAUCACCGACGCUUCAUGUCGGGUUGCCCACAAGUACGGGUCCUCAUAUCGACAAUGCACCUUUGACAAUAGCAGAUGCAACUUCUACAAAGUCAACACCCCUAUCACCCAACAGCACUCAAUAUAAGAACAACAACAACAACAUAACAUUAACGUUCACCGGUUUUAUGAACAGUGGUAGUAAUUCAAGUGGACUUGCGAAAAUAUCAAAAAUGGAUUAUCAAUAUGGAACGCGAGAAAUUUUCUGUCGCAUUGCUUCGCAUUUAGUUAUCCUGGGAUGUGUAGGGCUACCCGUAUUGGCAUUUCAUCUUUUGGGAGUUUCCUACAAACGUGGAUUUUUUUGCGAUGACAAAACCUUAAAACACCCGUUCAGACAGAAUACCGUCAGUAAUUGGAUGUUAUUUCUGAUGUGCUUCAUAAUUCCAAUAUCAAUUGUUUGCCAGCCCAUUUUGGCCGACGGCAGUAGUUGCAACAAUGCAUUGAAUGUAGGACGCUAUGUGGAGGAUUUUACUUGCUCUGGAAGUGCCACUCCACGUAUGCUCAAGCAUAUGCGUCUUUCCUUCCCCAGUGCGCAUGCCAGCUUCGCGUGCUUCACUAUGAUUUACAUGGCGAUAUAUUUGCAGAAGCGCAUGAGUUGGGAACGUUGCAAGAUGGUUAAACAUUUCAUGCAAUUUCUGCUCGUUAUGUUCGCAUGGUACACUAGUUUGACACGUGUUUCCGAUUACCAGCACCAUACGACGGACGUAUUAGCUGGUUCGACGAUCGGUGCUUUCUAUGCGGUUCUCAUGGUAAGUUCAUGCAUGUUUACAUAUGUAUUUACAUGCAUAGUCGUACAAACACACGAUUGA